Messenger RNA from Paramecium tetraurelia, 1971 nucleotides. RefSeq lists its product as uncharacterized. The transcript has 3 exons. The record is from RefSeq and is a predicted model, not a curated record. NCBI's taxonomy places the organism in Eukaryota, Ciliophora, Oligohymenophorea, Peniculida, Parameciidae. Gene Ontology annotation, molecular function: L-glutamine:D-fructose-6-phosphate transaminase (isomerizing) activity; carbohydrate derivative binding. Gene Ontology annotation, biological process: UDP-N-acetylglucosamine metabolic process; protein N-linked glycosylation; carbohydrate derivative biosynthetic process.
AUGUUCAAAAAAUUAUUUGCUCUAGGACUUGGAGGAAGCUUAAUAAAUUAUAGUGUUAAGUGCUGUGGGAUAAUUGGUGUAUUAACUACAGAGGAUAAUGCAGAAAAAGUAAUUUUUGAAGGAGUUCAAUUAUUAUAAAAUAGAGGUUACGAUUCUGCAGGAAUUGGUACCGUCAACAAAUAAAAGGAGUUGGUAAUAUCAAAGCAUGCAAGUGAUUAAAUAAACAAGGUGGACUGCUUCGUGAAGUUAAAUCAAGAAUUAUAGAAACAUAUUCAAAGUUAAGUUGGAAUCGGUCAUACAAGAUGGGCCACUUGUGGAAGCAAAACUGACAACAAUGCUCAUCCCCAUUCAGACAUCGCUAAAAGGGUAGCCUUAGUUCAUAAUGGGACAUUGGAAAAUUAUGUAGAAUUAAAAGAGGAGCUUAUUUAAAAAGGGAUUUAGUUUUCUUCAGAUACAGACUCAGAAGUAAUCGCCUAACUGAUAGGAUAAGAAAUAUAAAAGCAAAAUUUUCUAGAGGCUGUUGAAUCUGUCUUAACGAGAUUAAGAGGAUAAUGGGGUCUAGCUGUGAUUGAUAGAGAAAACCCUGCUUAGAUGAUUGUAUGUAGACAAGGAAGUCCGCUUUUGGUUGGAUAUGCUGCAAAUAGUAUAUUUGUAGCAAGUGAAAAAAUUGCAUUUGAAAAAUAUACUUAGAAUUACAUAGCCUUACAAGAUGGCGAAGUGAUGCUAUUGUAAUUAGAGAAUAGAAAUUAGUUAUAUAAUCAGAUAAAGCAUAGAUUAAUUUUUAAUGAAAAUUAAGAGGUUGAACAAGUACACUUAAAACCAAAACAACCUUAUUAAACAUUUUUUGAGAUGGAAAUACAUGAAUAACCAAAUAGUCUAUUGAGAUGUCUGGGAAAUGGGGCAAGACUAGCAGGUUUUACUGAUUGCGCAAAGUUAGGAGGUUUGGAUAUGAAAGAGAAGGAACUUUGUGAAAUUAAGCAUCUAAUUUUGAUUGGAUGUGGAAGUAGUUUCAAUGCAGCUCAAAGUGUUUUACCAAUUUACAAGAGCUUCAGAACUUUUGAAAGUGUUUAGGCAAUAGAAGCAAGUGAAUUUCAAAUCUACGAUCUACCUUAUUCAUCAGUAGGGAUAAUAUUCAUUACAUAAUCUGGUGAAACUAAAGAUAUAGUGAGAGUAUUGAAUCUAGCGAAACAAUAAGGAGUUACUACAAUAGGAGUUGUAAAUGUAGUGGGAUCAUUAAUAGCAACCAAUGUUGAUUGUGGUGUUUAUUUGAAUUCAGGAAGAGAAGUAGCAGUGGCAGCCUCAAAGUCAUUCACUUCUUAGACGACAGCUUUAAUAUUAAUUGGAUUGUGGUUUAGUUAUUACAAGGAAAAGAACAAUUAUUUGCCUUAGAAUACAAAGAUGAAACCUCUAAGAGAGAAAUAUGUCAACUAAUUAAGAAUGCUACCAAUGGUAUUUGGCUAGGGCAUAGUGGAAUGUUAGGCGAGUGUCAAAUUAGUUGCUAAAAUAUUGCAAACCAAACAAAGUUUAUUCGUAUUGGGUAAAGGAUCAAAUUAUUCAAUUGCAAAAGAGGGAGCUUUGAAAAUUAAAGAACUAACUUAUAUUCAUGCAGAAGCCUUCGCCUCAGGAGAAAUGAAACAUGGACCUUUGGCAUUGAUUGAUUCAUCGAAGGAGAAGGAAACAUCCAUCAUUUUAAUCAUUUUGGAUGAUGAAUUCCUUCAAGACAUGAAGUUAUCUUUGAGUGAAGUUCAUUCCAGGAAUGCCAGGACUAUUGUAAUCACUGAUUCUGCUUAGAGUUUGUCAAACACUAUGAACAAGAUUGAUCAUUUGAUCUAGAUUCCUAAAAUUGGAGAAUAGUUAAAUUGGUUAUUAAGUGUCAUUGUAUUCUAAUUGCUGUCUUUGGAGAUAUGUUAUCUUUAAGGUAUUGACCCUGACAAACCCAGAAAUCUUGCCAAAACAGUUACUGUCGGUUGA